Aphanomyces invadans is the source of this 1484-nucleotide messenger RNA. RefSeq lists its product as hypothetical. NCBI's taxonomy places the organism in Eukaryota, Oomycota, Saprolegniomycetes, Saprolegniales, Verrucalvaceae. Gene Ontology annotation, molecular function: ATP binding; metal ion binding. The record is from RefSeq and is a predicted model, not a curated record. The transcript is spliced from 3 exons. The coding region runs from base 156 to 1484 and encodes 442 amino acids.
GGGACGUUUCCCCAACCUCCGGUGGCACCCCUUCAACAUCCCCAUGAAGGCAAGCGACUACAGCAUCACAACACGUCAGGCACGAUGAUGGCACGUUCGACUUCGGACGUAAAGCGGCGAGUGCCUCAGUCCCGAAUUUGCCGCGCUCAGCACGCAUGUGCAUCGUCGCCAAGCCCGCGGUCGUCGUUGUCGACCCGGUCUCGACGGGGUUGCACGUGGCCCGCGAUGUCCUCCGCCGUGGCUUUCAACUGAUCAUUCUCCACAGCUCGGACGCCGACAAGCCGGCAUGCAUUGCCAACAUGCCAGCUGACGUUGCUGCGCACGCCGUCGCCGAGCUAUAUCACCGAGAUAUGGAGAGUACCUUGAGUGCCCUGAAGCGCCACGUGGUUGCUGGGGUCCUCGCUGGCUGUGAAACGGGUGUGACGGUGGCAGAUCAUUUGUCGGACCGACUGGGGCUGGCCACGAAUGGUGCGUCUGGCGCCGCCGCCCGACGGAACAAGUACGUGAUGGGCGAGUGCAUUCGCAAAGCAAAUCUUCGCGCCGUCAAGCAAUGCGCAGCCACAUGCUGGAACGCGAUUGUCGACUUUAUUGAGCAUGACCUCAAACCGUCUCCAUUCCAGGUGAUUGUGAAACCCGUCGAAAGCGCCGGCGGCGACGACGUCUUUCUGUGCCGCUCGAUGGCGCAGGUUCACGAUGCAUUUCAUCACAUUCAAGGGCACGUGAACCAGCUCGGGAUGACCAACACAGCGACUCUGAUCCAAGAGUACUUGGUCGGGACCGAGUUUGUCGUGGACACAGUCAGUCGCCACGGUGUCCACAAGGUCGUGGCCAUGUGGGAGUAUGAAAAGGGGCCCGCGAACGACGCGCCGUUCGUGUACUUUGCCGUUCGACUCGUGGAAGCGACGUCCCCCAAGCACAUGGCGAUCAUGGCGUACAUUCUUAAGGUUCUCGAUGCGCUGCACAUUCGCCACGGCCCGGCGCAUGCCGAAGUCAUGUGGUUGCCCCAUGAAGACGCCCCGUGCCUCGUCGAAGUCGGCGCGCGGUGUCACGGAAAUGGCGGGUACUUUCUCCCGACCGUCGAUCGGUGCCUCGGGUACAACCAAGUGCGAGCGACAGUCGACAGCUACUUUGACCCGAUCGCGUUUGGGUCGGUCCCUCCAUUCCCUGGCAAGCUUCUCGCCCACGGCUGCGAAGUGCCGUUGGUAUCGUACGACGAAGGCGUGAUAACAGCUUGCCCAGGCAUCGAAGCUGUCACGACCCUGCCGUCGUACCAUUGCUCGUACUGGAGCGUCGGCGUCGGCUCCACCUUGGUGCGCACCGUUGACGUCUUUACUAAACCCGGCAGCGUGUGGCUCCUUCAUACGUCCAAGGACGUGGUCGAAGCAGACGUGCAGCGUCUUCGCAAGCUCGAACGCAGUCAAAGUCUGUGGACCAUCCAACACACGCCGACGAGCCACCAUGGCGUGCCUCCCCCGCCGUAUUAG